Molecule: messenger RNA, 517 nt
Organism: Xenia sp. Carnegie-2017
Lineage: Eukaryota; Metazoa; Cnidaria; Anthozoa; Malacalcyonacea; Xeniidae
Exons: 3
Coding region: 17-517 (166 amino acids)
Molecular function (GO): DNA-binding transcription factor activity
Source: RefSeq, a predicted model, not a curated record
GUUCAAUUUGAACUAAAUGAAAUCACUUAUUCUAUUUUUAAUCGAAAAAAUGUUAGAUCUCACAAGUGCCAAUCACAAGGUUUGGUGGGAAGAUGGCCAGCUUCCAUUUGACCAUAUACCGUUCGUUCAAGUGAACCAUAGGGUCUACGAUUGUCGUCAUGGGGUAGAUAGGCAUUCAAGCCAAAAGAAGAAAAACAGAACAAUAAUAGAUAUAUUAUUCAUCUCAUUCUCAUGUAAUCUUGGUUUCUUUCUUCUUCAUGAAUUUCUUCAGCUGCCUUUCCUUUUAGGUAUUAAAGAGCAAACGGUUUGGCGACAAAAAACGAUGUCGAAAAAACUUAGGGAAUGCUUACAAAAAGGUGGAAAUGCCAAUGGAGAAAGGUGGAUCCAUAUCCAGUUGCCUUGCCUAUCUGAGCACAAAACUCACCCUAUAGGAAGCGUAAGGAUAUAUUUAGUCCUAGUUUUUGUACGGUGCAAGUCAAUGUCUUGCUAUAUUGUUUUUAAACCUUACGUUUUAUAA